Molecule: messenger RNA, 1533 nt
Organism: Penicillium verhagenii
Lineage: Eukaryota; Fungi; Ascomycota; Eurotiomycetes; Eurotiales; Aspergillaceae
Exons: 3
Coding region: 1-1533 (510 amino acids)
Source: RefSeq, a predicted model, not a curated record
AUGGCAGUAUCCGUGGAAGCAUCGUCCUUGGAUUGUGAGUUGUGUAUCAAAACACUCCGCCUUGAGCAAGAAUAUGAAAGAGCUCUCGCAAACUCGGCACAUCUUCUUGAUGGGGAGAGGGAUCGCGUGAGGCGAAUGGAGCACUUGUUGCUUCAAUUUGAAAGUGAAAGCCUACGGCUACAGUUAGAUCAAGCCAACAUGCAGUUACGUGGAUUUUCACAUGCCGAGUCAGACACGCUCCUCCAGUUAGAUGAAGCUUGCCAGGAAAUUGAUCGCCUUAAUCAUGAAGUACAGGCCUCGUCCAGCAAAAUUGAGAGGUUGAAGGGCGACCUUUUAGCCUUGAACAAUACUUCGAUAAGCUACAAUGCUCUUCUUUCCGAAAAAUCACAGCUCACCCGAGAUUUGUCAAACCUAAAGUUAGAGCUAGACCGGCUAAAGACUCAGAGCUCCUCUCACCAGGCAUCCGUAGGAGAGAAACAGGAAUUGGAGCGGCAGCUGAACUCCUUGGAUGCUCAACUUGAGAAUGAAAAGCUUUCCCACGAGCGCACCAGAGCCAAAAACUUGCAGCAAGUGUCAGAGAUAAGCACGCUUGUAAAGAAAGUUGAAGAACUACAGGGCGAACUCACGAGGGAGCUGCGAGUGAAGCAACAAUACGAACGAGACAACCGUCAUCAAAACAUGGAAUGGGACAACCAGCGCGGCGUACUUGAAGGCAAGGUUGAAACACUGAGAAAGCAGCUUCGGUCGACAAAGGACAAGCUCCUGGAGACCCAGCACGAUUUACAACAAAAACGCACUGCUGUUCGCAACCAUGACAGAGAGAGCUCCGAUCCCGGAUCUCGAGCCAUUCCUCUGCAGCGACCUGGCCCAAGUGCAGACUACCAGAACGGUGUCACCAUUGCAACGCCCGGAGCUGUCCGUGUGCAUGAAAAAAUAAAAAAGCCGUCGGCAUUGCCUGGCGAGAAAUCGGCAUUUUCGAUUACUCCGUUCCUCAACCGAACAGGGGCUCACCGAGCUUCUCCGGCCAGCUCAGACUUGGAUAACGAAGAAGUUAACCAGGCAAUGACAGACAGCCAUUCUCCAACCAGAGCCCGCAUCACCCACGACCCAAGAGGUAUUGACACAUCCCUGGUUGAUCGGUCGAGCUCAGCACGACGACCUGAGAAUGAAGAAAGAGCAAGAUCCAAACCACGACAGGGAAACUUGGCGAAUGAAUCGAAGAGAUCUUUCAAUCGAACGGACGAAAAGGUGCCUCUUAAGGAGGCGGAUGAAUAUGAGGAUCCCUCGACAGAUCAAGGGCAGACAAAACUCAAAAAACGAAAGCUGGGGGGACAGCGAGAUCGAACCCUCUUUGAGGAAGACGAAGAGGAGAUCAUUGAACGCAGAAAGCCAGGGCGCAAGCUCGGAUUGGGUACAGGGCGGACGUCAGUGCUUGCAACUACACAAAUUUCUGCUGCACCAGUGGGUGAUAAGCCGUCAAGAGCCUUGGGAUUCGGUGGAUUUUCACCUCUGAAGCGAGACCGCAAACGAUGA